AUGGACAAAAAAGAAGCAUUGGUUGUGGUGCAGACCCAACUGUCUCAGGCAAUCAGGCACAAGUUUGAUCCCAAUACUGGAGUCAAGCGUGGGCUCAAGACAAGACAUAUUUCUAUGAUGGCUCUUGCUGGAAUUGUUGGGCCUGGAGUUUUUAUCGGAAUGGGUUCUGCUCUCCGUGAUGGUGGGCCUGCUGGUUUGAUUGUGGGGUUCACUAUAGUUGGAGUGCUAGUGAUGAUUAUGAUGUUUUGCAUCGGAGAAUUGAAUAGUUUGUUCGAUUUCAACUUCAACACACAUGCUUCGAGAUGGGUUGAUCCUUCUUUUGGAGCUGCCAUGGGCUGGUACUAUGUCUUCUUAUGGGUGUGUAGUCUUAUUGCGGAGUAUGUAUCCGUUAUAUCAGUGAUGAGUUUCUACAGUGACAAAGUUCCUCUUUGGGGUUAUUACUUGAUCUUGUGGGGAGCAUUUUCUAUCUAUCAGAUGGUUGGUGUGGAUAUCUUCGGUGAAGUCGAAUACAUUCUUGCCUUUAUCAAAUUGCUGUUCAUUACUGGCUUCUACUUAUUCAGUGUGAUAUAUGCGGCUGGUGGAAUUAAAGGCCAUAGUCCCGGAAAUCCAUUCAAGAAUUUCCCUUUGAAUAGCGGUUUCAAGGGUAUUGCCAACUCAUUCGUCUAUGCUGGUGUCUACUAUACUGGAAUUGAGAGUCUUUCUGUUACGUUCUCCGAACUGAGAAACGUCAGGGCCGCAGUGAAAAAUGCUGUAAGGCAAGCUGUCGUCCGUAUUUUCUAUGUCUACUUUGGAAUCAUCAUCUCAUAUGGUAUCACGGUUCCUUAUACCGACCCAGGACUCUCUGGAUCCAACAAGACCAUGAAAUCUCCAAUGACUAUUGCCUUAGUAGAUGCUGGAUGGAAAAAUGCUGGUUUCUACGUCUCCACUGUUGUUUUGAUCACCUCUCUUUCAUCUAUCAAUAGUGCUAUCUAUUAUCCUGCCAGAAGUCUCAAGAGAUUGGCUGACGAUGGAUAUGCACCUAAAGUAUUCUCUAAGGUGACCACGCAAGGCGUUCCAUGGGUUGCAACGCACACCGUCCAUCUUUUUGGGUUUCUCUCAAUUCUAUCCAUCAAAAGCAGUUCUUCGGUGGCUUAUGGAUACAUCAUCAAUUUAGCUGGUCUGUGUGCUUUUAUCGUUUGGAGCGGAAUCAUCUUUGUUCACCUUAGAUUUAGAGCUGGAUGGUACAAACUGGGAAGAACUGACAAUGAACUUCCUUACAAGGCUCCUUUUUACCCAUAUGCUAACUACAUCGGUAUUGUUUUAGGUAUUGCGUUGACAUUGGUUCAGGGCUGGUCCGUGUUCGUUCCAUUUAAUGCUGGUAAUUUUGUCGAUGUUUAUAUCAUGAUACCAUUUUUCUUUAUUGUCUGGGGUGGUUUCAAAUUAUACUUAAAGAGUCUGUGGAUCCGCUACGAGCAUAUGGAUUUUGUUUCUGAUCGCCAAGAGACCGAUGGGGUCUACACAGAUGUCGAAAGUUUGGGCUCACAAAGUACUCAGGAGGAGAAAAAGGAAUCGUUUGCUAGUAAGAUUUGGAACAGUAUUUAA
Molecule: messenger RNA, 1581 nt
Organism: Sungouiella intermedia
Lineage: Eukaryota; Fungi; Ascomycota; Pichiomycetes; Serinales; Metschnikowiaceae
Source: the annotation of a GenBank genome assembly